AUGGCGUCGGCGAGCGACGCUAUGGAUGCGGCAGUGGCAGCGGCCAAUCGCAUUGACGCGGUUGAACAACUCCAAACGCAAAUGUCGGCACAAUUGACCGGCAUUGCGCAACAACUUCAGCUGUUGCUCGGCGGUGGUGGUGGCGCUGGCGGAGGCGUCGCAGGCGGUGGUGGCGCAGGAGGCGGUGGCUCUGGCGGAGGUGGCGCAGGAGGCGGUGGCGCUGGCGGAGGUGGCGCAGGAGGUGGUGGUGCUGGUGGUGGCGGUGGUGGCGCUGGUGGCGGUGGCGCUCCCCAACGCCGUCGUAUCGACAUCCUGUUUGGAGAAACUGAAUGGAGACGCAUCCCUGGCCCAGCUCCGCUCCUGGCGGAAUCGGUGGAACGAUUUUUGCCACUUGAACCAAAUGAACGCCUACCCGGUGAAUGA
This is a messenger RNA of Daphnia magna, 423 nucleotides long. Its product is annotated as glycine-rich RNA-binding protein 2-like. The record is from RefSeq and is a predicted model, not a curated record. Lineage: Eukaryota; Metazoa; Arthropoda; Branchiopoda; Diplostraca; Daphniidae.